AGGUUUGAUAUUGGCGAGACCAGUCCAGUCUACUUAUUAUCCCCGCCCCACAGCGGGGUUGUCCCAAAGCGACACAUCUCACUGGUAGAUGUUUUCUGGUCGGGGCCGGGGCCAAAAGUAGACCAAUUCCCUUUCCGCUUGCACCAUCCGCCCUGCCGCAACCAGAAAAAAAUGGUCCAGUUAGAUGGCACGCUUUGGUGACCCCCUCUGUGGGGCGGGGGCACUAAGCUGACCGUGGGGGCCUUGUUUGGAAUUUUAGAUUAUAGGGGCGUGUCCAGUGCUUAUCUUCACCCUUAACGAUCUUUGAUGCUAGUUCGGUGGGAAAUCAACACUGUCACGUUGAAUCACACCACCAGGCACCGAGAAGCUUGUUGUGAACCGUUUUGCCCUGUGUGUGUUUGGGUUUUCUAUUUCAAGUGUCACGGAAUUCUUCAAUUUGAAACCAUUAACAGGAUACUGCUUCAUGUGUACAUGGUCUGAAAGAAUAAACAAAUGAUAGCUUUCCUCCGAGACCGAAGGGGAUGUCUCUUAGCUGGGCUCCAGACCGUUGUGUGCUCAGAAUAAGCCGAGCGGUAAAGGUGUGGCAAGGUCGGCAUUCUGCAUCGUUUCCACUGCGACACGCCUGUCAGAUCCAUGUCCGGCCAUCUCACAGCCGCAAGGUUGGCCACCUUGGCUGGAAGAGCGUCCAGACUCCAAAGAGUAGAAGUCGCGGUAAGCAAUGGCUCUGCAGAGCUAGCCAGGUGAGACACAGGCUUGGACUCCACACCGGUGCCGGUUCAUACGCCUCCUCGUCACGCUGGUCUGCUGGCCUGAGCCACACCAUGUCACGGUUCAGGAGCACCCUGGACUCCGUCUCCAAGGCGGUGAGUGGGACCCACGCAGAGCUCCUCUCCAAAAUUGCCCGACUGAGAGCCCAACCGAAACAGAAGGCCAUUGAGGCAGGGAGGACGGUGGACACCGUCCCGGAGACGGGCCUAACACUGCCGGGUCCGGGCGCCGCAGGGCCCCCAGCACCUACCUCCACGCCUGCCCCUGCCCCUGUCCCUGCUGCUACCGCUUCUACACCUCCUCCCCUUGCUUCCCCUGCUCCUCCUGCUCCUCCACCUGGCACUACUCCUGGAAUGACCCCUAGCAGCCCUCCCGUUGCCGCCCCUACAGCUCACCCCUCCAGUUCCGGGGCGGCAGUCUCAGAGCCCAGGCUGAAGAGGGUGCAGCGUGCCGCCAAAGCACCCGCGGCCCCAGCCAGUGGGGUUGUCAACGGGACCGCCGGAAGGGGAGAGCAGUCGGUUAAGCCGCCGACAGCGGCUAAGACCACCACCACCGCAGUCUCCAAACAGACAGCCCCGCUCUUCCACCCAGGCUCCCUGUCUGCCAACCUGGAUGAAACGUACAACUACCUGGCCCAGCACAUCAAUUCCUAUUUCGGCGCCACACAGCACCAUGGGAAGAAAGCGGAGAAUGCCAGCAAUGGCGCCAUUUCCACUCACCGGCUGCCUGUGUCAGGCAAAAUGACUGCUGUGCCGGCCUUCGCCGCCACGCCCCCAAGUGCCCAAUCGUCCCCUAAGAAGGGCUUCGGCCGUUACCUGUCCUACUCCGGGGACACGGUCCAGGCCUUUGUGGGGAGCGUGGGGAGCUACAUCGCUCCCCUGGUCCCCAGGUUUAGCAGGGCGUCAGCUGCCACUGGGACUCCAGAGGUGGAGAGUGAGCCGCUGGAGGAUGAAGAUGUCGGAGCCAAGCAGCGGCCAAGAGAGGCGACGGAGAAGAUGGACCCAAAGGCCUCAGAAGAGCGAGCCAAGAGACUGCAGCUACAAAGAGAAAAGAUCAUAGCCAGGGUCAGUGUGGACAACCGGACCCGGGCUCUAGUCAAGUCAUUACAGCGAGCGUCGGAGGUCAGGGUGUACGUCAACAGAGUGGAGGAGCUCGGCUAUCACCUCCUGGAGUUCCCGGAGACCCGUGGGGUGGCCGUCAAGGAGAAAGUGAUCCCAUGCCUGCUGCGUCUUCGUCAGGCUGAAGACCUGUCCCUGAAGGCGGCGGUCAGAGAGGCCCUCACCUUGGUGGGGUACAGCAACCCUGUCAAAGGCUGGGGGAUUCGGGUACUGUCCAUCGACGGAGGGGGAACCAGGGGACUGAUUGCCCUGCAGACUCUGCAGAAACUGGAAGCCCUCACUGGCAAACCCAUCCACGAGCUGUUUGAUUACAUCUGUGGUGUCAGCACAGGAUCCAUCCUGGGCUUCAUGCUGGGGCUGUUCCAGAUCCCUCUGAACGAGUGUGAGGUUCUCUACAGGAAGCUGGGUUCUGAUGUCUUCAAGCAGAACGUCAUCGUGGGAACCGUCAAGAUGGGCUGGAACCAUGCCUUCUAUGACUCAGAGACCUGGGAGAACAUACUCAAGGAGAAAAUGGGCGCUGAUCUGAUGGUGGAAACAUCACGAAACCCCAAUUGCCCAAAGGUGGCGGCAGUGAGCACCAUAGUGAACAGAGGCACUCCCCUCAAGGCCUACGUGUUCAGGAACUACAACCUCCAGCCGGGGGUGCGCUCCCACUACCUGGGGGGCUGUGAACACCAAUUGUGGCAGGCUGUGAGGGCAUCCUCCGCUGCCCCCGGGUACUUCCAGGAGUUUGCGCUGGGCAACGACCUCCACCAGGACGGAGGUCUUCUCAUUAACAACCCCACAGCGUUGGCCAUCCAUGAGUGUAAGUGCCUGUGGCCCGACACGCCGGUGCAGUGUGUGGUGUCCCUGGGGACGGGCCGUGUGGAGACUGCCGGCAAGAACAACACCACCUACACCAGUCUGAAGACCAAGCUCACCAACGUCAUCAGCUCUGCCACCGACACAGAGGAGGUCCAUGUCAUGCUGGACGCACUCCUGCCCCCUGAUACUUACUUCCGCUUCAACCCCUACAUGAACGAGGACAUCGCCCUGGACGAGAGUCGUGGGGAGAAGCUGAACCUCCUGCAGGCCGAGGGCCUCCGUUAUCUGGACCGCAACCAGGAGAAGCUGCAGAAGGCCGCCCGGAUCCUAGCCCAGGGGAAGAGUCCAGCCCAGAGGCUGGCCGACUGGGCCAAGCUCAAAGCAGACAUGUACGACGGUAUCCCAGGGUUCAGCUCCAAGCUGUAGGGAGGCGAAAGCUUGACCACACAACAAACACUACCUGAAACUAAACUCUCUUCUGACAUGGAAUCCAUACAUCCAACCAUAGAUUAUAUUAUGUGUAUUGCAGAUAGUGUCAGACAUUCACUGUCGUGUGUGUGUGGAACUACGACUCCUUCAGGGCUAAAAUAGGACACACAGUAAACAUGUUCACUCUGGUGAUACAGUUUGUGAAUGCAGACGGUAAGGCACCCCAAAACACAGUCAUCACACCAUCCUACCCCAUGGGCUUUAAUGGGGCUGUUCUCAACCGUGGUGUCCCCCCCCAACACAUUAGCACACUGUUUUUACUGUGACUGUGUCUGAAUGGUAGUUCGUCCCCCUAAUUGUCAGUGUUUCUGUGGAGGAAGUCAUGGUCCACCUGUCUCUUGUCAGUCAUGCGUGAGAGCGGGGAACAUGCUACAAACUGGCCAAGACUCAAUGCAGCCUUGCACUGUCUUCCAAAUGGCAUCUUCACUACACAUGUAGGGUCUUUGAGCCACUUUGUUUCGUCAGAAAAAUGGAUUGGCAGCAACAGCAAACAUGAAGUAUUGUGUGGGUUAUAAAGAAUGCUUUUUUUUGUCUGUGUUGAAAAAACAUUGCGUAAGGUUAUGUCUGACAUUUUAAGUGGAAUUUUGGAUUUUUUUAAGCAAUACAAUACAAUUACAUUAAAAAGGAAUUACAAUACAAUUACACUACAAUACAAUAACAUUUAGCCUUUUUGAGCUAUAUGGGAGAACUGUGGCCACAGCAUGAUUGUUUUGUCCAGGGGCUCUGCUCAUAACUAGUGCUCAAUACAUGGAAGAGGGCGCUAUUGUUGACAGAUAUUAACAUCAUCUGUCUUAUGUGGACUGACUGUUCUAACAUCUUUCUGCUGUGGACUGACUGUUCUAACAUCUUUCUGCUGUGAACUGACUGUUCUUCUAACAUCUUUCCUCUGUAGACUGACUGUUCUAACAUCUUUCUGCUGUGGACUGACUGUUCUAACAUAUUUCUGAUGUGGACUGACUGUUCUUCUAACAUCUUUCCUCUGUGGACUGACUGUUCUAACAUCUUUCUGAUGUGGACUGACUGUUCUUCUAACAUCUUUCCUCUGUGGACUGAGUGUUCUAACAUUAUCUUCUGAUCACUGUUUGACUGACCAGUUUGUUUUCCACAAAUUUCUGGGUGAAAAAUAUUCCUCACACUUUAUUGAUUAUCUUUGCACCUACAUUUUGAUUGAAUGUUUUUUGUUUUAACUUUAACUGACUUGAACACAAUCUGCCACCAGUCAGUUGUUAUUGGGAGGAUCUAUAAACCAGAACAGUUUAAAAAGGCUUUUAAAAUGAUUAUUGGUUGUCACGUCCAGUGUUUUCAUUUUAGGGUUUUACUUGAACACCCGCCUCAGAAAGACAAUUCGGCUCACAUAUUCCUACAGUGGUCAUUUGUCUUGUACUUUAGCACCAAUGCAGAUCGAAGUCCUUGGUUUGGAUCAUUUUAUCAUUGCUGCUGAUGUCGUCUCAUGCAUGAGGUUGUAAUGUAGUGGAUGUAUGCUGUAUAAAAUGUUCAUAAGCAAUGUCCCAUCGUUUUUAGAAUGAAAAACACUGACCUGGCUAGUAGGACUGCAGCUGCCAAUCCAGAUUUGUGUGUGAGCACUUAACUGUCUCUGUGUCUGAUUUCAGAAAUACACAGUGAUAUAAAGACUGAGCAAUAUGUAUUACUACUUACUAAUGCUGUUGUGGAUUGAAAACCCUCUUGAAUUAACCAGAAUGAAGAAUACUGUGUUAUAUUUGGUGUAGAUCCAAUUUUUAUUUUGAAUAUGUUUUAUUUUUUGCUCAGGUUAAUGAGAUGAUUGUUGUGUCAUUUACUUGCUGUUAUGUAUCCACUAUAACGUGUAAAAGCAUCUUUCCCAUCUUCAACAUACCAUUUUCUAACAGAGCUGGGAUUGACUACUAUUAGAAACCCAAUUUAAAAGCUAUCUGUUCUUGUCUGAGCUUGCCUACUGGAAUGGAACCAAUAUAUUCGUCCCAGAAGUGCAAAUCCUGCCCAUCUGUUACUCCAGGGAGGCAAGACUGGCUUUCCAAGGGCAACUUAAAUGUUCCCUUAAUUUUUUGGGAGUAGUUUAGAAUAGAUCUACUGGGUAACAGCACUUCAAGGCAGCUUGGGUGGGUAUUAAAACACAGUGGGUCUGGAUGAACAAAUUAAAUAAAAGUUUAAAAUC
This is a messenger RNA of Esox lucius (northern pike), 5328 nucleotides long. Its product is annotated as calcium-independent phospholipase A2-gamma. The record is from RefSeq and is a predicted model, not a curated record. The coding region runs from base 522 to 3116 and encodes 864 amino acids. Gene Ontology annotation, cellular component: membrane. Gene Ontology annotation, biological process: arachidonate metabolic process. NCBI's taxonomy places the organism in Eukaryota, Metazoa, Chordata, Actinopteri, Esociformes, Esocidae. The transcript is spliced from 10 exons.